Messenger RNA from Gracilinanus agilis (Agile Gracile Mouse Opossum), 2166 nucleotides. It is a transcript of the gene TGM5, whose product is annotated as transglutaminase 5. The record is from RefSeq and is a predicted model, not a curated record. NCBI's taxonomy places the organism in Eukaryota, Metazoa, Chordata, Mammalia, Didelphimorphia, Didelphidae. The coding region runs from base 1 to 2166 and encodes 721 amino acids. The transcript is spliced from 12 exons. Gene Ontology annotation, biological process: peptide cross-linking. Gene Ontology annotation, molecular function: protein-glutamine gamma-glutamyltransferase activity.
AUGAUCCUUGUUCUCUGCCUGUUCACAGGGCUGGAGAUAACUGUCUCUGAUUUCCAGUGCUAUCAGAACAAUGUACAACACCACACAGAGGAGAUCAGUUACCAGCGGCUCAUAGUGCGUAGGGGUCAGACCUUCUCCCUUAUAUUGUACUUUAAGAACAGGGGAUUCAUGUUGGACAUGGACAAGAUCAUCUUCAUCACAGAGACUGGUCCAAAGCCUGACCUCUCCAUGGGCACCCGAGCCAUAUUCUCCACAGCAGGAUCAAACCUCAAGAGCCCUUGGGUUGCUCUGAUCAAGUCCAAUGGGGCCAACUUUCUGGAAGUCAGCCUGUGUGCCCCACCCAUGGCGGCAAUUGGUCAUUAUCUCCUGAAAGUUCACAUUGAUUCCUUCCAAGGACCAGUCUCGGCAUAUCACCUUGGGGAGUUCAUCCUUCUCUUUAAUCCUUGGUGUCCAGCUGAUGAAGUCUACUUGGAAAGUGAGCCUCAGAGGCAGGAAUAUGUCAUGAAUGAUCAUGGCUUUAUCUAUCAGGGUAACAAGAACUGGAUCCGUCCAUGUCCAUGGAACUAUGGACAGUUUGAAGAAAAUAUCAUAAACAUUUGCCUGAAGCUAUUAGACAAGAGCCUGAAUUCUCAAGUUGACCCAGCUAUGGACUGUGCACUUCGGGGAAGCUCCGUGUACAUCAGCAGAGUCGUCAGUGCUAUGAUCAACAGCAAUGAUGACAAUGGUGUACUCAAUGGGAAAUGGAGUGAGGGCUUUGAUGAUGGAAUUAGCCCCUCUGAAUGGAAUGGUAGUGUGGCCAUCUUGAAGAAGUGGUAUGCCACAGGGGGCCAGCCUGUGAAAUAUGGACAGUGUUGGGUCUUUGCAGCUGUGAUGUGCACAGUGAUGAGGUGCCUGGGGAUCCCCACUCGUGUCAUUACCAACUUUGAUUCAGGGCAUGACACAGACGGAAAUUUGAUUAUUGAUGAGUAUUUUGACCAUACUGGCAGGAUCUUGGAGAAUAAGAAGAAGGACACUGUAUGGAAUUUCCACGUGUGGAAUGAAUGCUGGAUGAGUCGCAGAGAUCUCCCCGCAGGAUAUGGAGGCUGGCAGUUGCUAGAUGCCACUCCUCAAGAGACCAGCAAUGGUGUCUACUGCUGUGGGCCUGCCUCAGUUAGAGCCAUCAAAGAAGGAGAGGUGGAACUGAAAUAUGACACAGCCUUUGCCUUUUCCAUGGUGAACGCUGACUGUGUGUCCUGGCUUGUCUAUGGUGGAAAGGAGCAGAAACUUUACCGUGACACCAAUUCGGUUGGCAACUUUAUCAGUACCAAGAGCAUCCAGAGCGAUGACAGAGAUGACAUUACUGAGAACUACAAGUAUCAAGAAGGCUCACCCAUGGAGCGAGAGGUAUAUAUGAAAGCUCUCCAGAAACUGCAGCUAAGAGGAUUCCCAGAGCAUCACAGAGCAAGUUCCCAGCCUGCAGGGCCCCUAUCGACAAGGGGAGGGGGACCCCUAGGCCACAGUUCUCCUACUCUGCCAAAGGCCGUGAGCCUGAAACUCAAGCUGACCGAGCCUGCCUACCUGGGCCUGGACAUAAACUUUGUUCUACAGGCUUUCAACUUGGCUCCUCAGUUCAAGGCCCUUAAGGUGAACCUGAGUGCUCAGUCCAUGCUCCAUGAUGGCAGCCCCCUGAAUGUUUUCUGGCAAGACAUGGCAUUUAUCACUCUAAUGCCCAGCGAAGCAAAGACGUUUCCCUGUAUAAUCCCCUAUUCCCAGUACAGCGAGUUUCUGUCACCAGACAAGCAGAUCCGGAUCAGUGCCCUGGGAGAAGAGAAGAACAGCUCAGAGAGAUUCCUCGUUGACAAGAUCAUCACCUUGGAACUCCCAAGCAUCGUGAUUAAUGUUCUGGGAGAAGCCGUUGUGGGCCAGACACUUACCAUGCAAAUAAUAUUUGAAAAUCCUUUCUGGGAGGAGGUAGGAGAUUGCGUGCUGACUGUGGAAGGCAGUGGCCUAUUCAAGAAACAGCACAACAUCAUCAUCGGAAUCCUCAAACCUCAAAGUAGGGCCAGCGUCACUAUUAAAACUAUCCCCUUCAAGAGUGGCCAGCGGCAGAUCCAAGCCAAUCUGAGGAGCAACAGAUUUAAGGAUAUCAAAGGAUACAGGAAUGUAAAUGUCUCCCCUGGAUUAUGA